Lates calcarifer (barramundi perch) is the source of this 4308-nucleotide messenger RNA. It is a transcript of the gene foxh1, whose product is annotated as forkhead box H1. Gene Ontology annotation, biological process: regulation of DNA-templated transcription. Gene Ontology annotation, molecular function: DNA-binding transcription factor activity; sequence-specific DNA binding. The record is from RefSeq and is a predicted model, not a curated record. NCBI's taxonomy places the organism in Eukaryota, Metazoa, Chordata, Actinopteri, Centropomidae.
ACUGCUGGGAACAGCUUCUAUUAAAACUUCUUUCUACUGAGAAAACUGUCCCUAUGAAAAUGCUUGACUGUGUGUUCUGUGAAUUCUCUGAGAGGAACUGGGACACCGUUUCUGAAAAGAGAUGUUGCUUUUGUUUUUUAAUGUAACUUUUGACUAGAAAUGUAUUGUUCAGUGCCCUUGUUAAAUAAACAAUAAAAGGCAAUGGAGUCAUAGUACAUAAAACAUUCUUGAAGUAACAAAGCAGUGACAGCACUCUCUCACUUUCUCUGUCACAGAAACACUUAACUUCAUUUCUCCAUGUCAGUAUCAGGAUGCAUCACAGGACAGCUUAGCAGGGAUUUGUCCAGACACAAUCAGCCUAUGUGAACAGCCUUGUCCUGGAUGCUGUCCUAUUCACUUGGUUUCCCAUUCUUCUCAUGCAUGGCUCACUAAUCCAGGCAAAACCUAUUAAGUAGCACUCCAGCAGACAGGAAGAGAUAGAUUGACAGUUUGUAUUUAAAUGAGCAUGUAUGUCGCUGGGCAUUUCACUGUGAGAAGUCAUGUAAAUUAGGAUCUAAACAUUGUGCACAAUGGAUGAGGGGGGUUUGCCUGCACAUGUUUCAUUUUACAGCUCAUGGGGAGAAAAACAAACUCUCAUAGAGGAGAAAAUACACCAAGUGAACCAGGACAUUUAUUUUAGGGAGAGAGAAUGGGGCCUUCUCAUUCAAUUUUCAGUGAAACCACUAGAGGGUGACAAACUAUAUGACUAUGCAACAGCGUGUGGCAACCAGAGAAGAACCUUAUGUAUGCAAUCUCUAGCAGGUGAAGGAGGUUCUGUGUAUUACUGCAAAAGCUGCAAAUUCACGUGAGUCAGCUUGGAGCCAACAGUCUGCCAGAAGUUAAGGACCGGCUCUUUGACCUCCCUGCCCCCCUCUCUCUGCUCUCCUGUCCGAACGUGGAACGCCGAUCUUUCUCCCCCUCCAGGGCUGAUCAGCAUGACAAAGCACUGGCCGGAGCAGAGCCUCUUGGCACCACCCGCUCUGUCCCACCUCGGAGAACACCACGACCAUCAACUUGACUUCCACGGAAAUGCGCAGCAGAGUUUUCCGAGCAGCGGCGUAACGCGGAACUCUCCGGCCCAACACUGGUCUCACUACCCGGCUCCGAUGGUUCCCCAGCAGCCGCCGCGCCUGGAGAAGCCCGCAGCGCGCCCCGAGCAUCCCACCAGUGCCGCAGCAUUCAUGGAUAAAACUGUGCCACCGGGUUCAGCAUACCCGAAUGGUCAAGAUGCCCACUUCAAACAGGAAAGUAUUACCCGGGAGUCGUGGAACCCUGAAAGGAAAAAGAGCAGCACCGGCGAUGGGAAGAAAAAGAACUAUCAGCGGUAUCCAAAACCACCGUACUCAUACCUCGCUAUGAUCGCUAUGGUCAUCCAGAGGUCCCCAGAGAAGAAACUGACAUUAUCUGAGAUCCUCAAGGAGAUCAGUGCCCUCUUCCCAUUUUUCAAAGGAAACUACAAGGGCUGGAGGGAUUCAGUGCGGCACAACCUCUCCUCUUACGACUGCUUUGUCAAGGUGCUGAAGGACCCAGGUAAGCCCCAGGGCAAAGGCAAUUUCUGGGCGGUGGAGCUGAGCCGUGUCCCCCUAGAGCUCCUCAAGAGGCAGAACACGGCAGUGUCGCGCCAGGAUGAGACAAUCUUUGCCCAGGAUCUGGCCCCCUACAUCCUACAGGGACACAAGCCAGAAUCAGAGCUGCCCUCUGACCCCCUGACCUCCCUCCCUCCCACCCGCUCAGGGAACCCCUCCCCACCACAGGAGGACCUGUUCCGGCCCAAACUGGACUCUUCCUUCGCCAUCGACUCCCUCCUGCACAGCCUACGGCCGACCAGUGCUUCGGGGGAUGUGGAUGUGACUACCAGGGACUGCUGGGGUGAGGUGGAACACCCUCGGCCUUCUCCUCCCCCGCGGCCUCGCUAUGCGUCCUCUGCCCGUAGUGCCUCCGCCAGCUCUGCUAGCCCGGCUUCCACCUCUUCCUCCUCCUCUGAUGAAGAGUGGAAAGGAGUGUCCCUGUCAGGGAAGCGCAUUCCUCCAGAUGGUGAAGCGGGGUCAGACGGUUAUGAGGACUACAGGCCGCCGCUGCACAAAUCAGCCAGACGGGAGACUGUUGCACCUCCGUGGGAGCUCCCCACAUCCUAUGCCAAAUAUGCCCCCCCCAACGCUGUUGCCCCACCUAGCAUGCGAUUCAACGGAGGUCCCCUAAUGCCCCUGCAUGGUGGACUCCCUCUUUACGGCUACGGGAGCUCUCCUGUAGCACCUGGUCACUUCUUAGGUCACGCAUAUUGGCCCAUCCUCCCCAGCGGGCGAGUUUCAGUCCAAGCCCCUCCCCUCAUCAUGGAUCUGGACAACAUGUUGCAAUCUGUGCCUCCAAAUAAGAGUGUGUUUGAUGUCCUAGUACCAACCAAUCAGAACUCUCACUCACAUCAUCAACCACCCGGUCAGUACGCCCUGCAGAAUGGGCCUCCCCUAAACAGGUACCCCCAGUACUGACUGAACUGCUGCCACUCAAACUGAGCCAUACUGUCAGCUCCAACACGCACAAACACUACGAUGCAGGGGGGGUGAAGUUAAAUCAAGACCCACAUAGGAAAUACAUGUCUGCUGCAACUCUUCCCAACUCAAGUCUUAAUCAUUUCCUCUGGCUCAGGCGUUGCUGUCUAAUCAUGUGUGUAGCCAGAUGAAAAGCCAGCGUUUAGAUUUUUUAAAGAAAGACCUUCUUCGUCUGUUUAUUACACAAUUUCACUCGCAGCAAAACUACCUCAAACAGCUACACAACAAAACAUAUCUACCUCAGUCUGUCAGUGAAAUAGAGCUCUUUGCACUGCCAAUGUUAUUUGCACUGUUUUUUAUUGGAAUGAAUUUGCUUUCUUACAUGACUUGCUUUUGAAUGUUGUCUAUCUAUUGUGACUGCUGAAUGUAUUGUUGGAUUUUAUCUGGAAUUUUAAAGUCAUGCAAAAUACUAACAACGAUGGGCUGGGCAGUAGAUGGUACAUGCAGUAAAUAUGAGAUACAAAGUGUUUAAUGCAGUGUUUGAUUACUUUACAGUUCACCCAGCCAGCAUUUUAAACAGAAUAUAGGUUGGUAAAGUGGCAUAAUAUCAGUCACAGUGUGUACACACAAAUUUGUGUUUAAUUUGAGUAACAUUUGUCCAGAUGCUUAAUGAUACAGAACAAGUUUUUUUACUGUGAUGCUUUUCUUGUCUUAAAUUUCAGUGAGUGAGGACAUUUUGCAUUGGUCCUGUAAUUUAAUUGGAUUUUUCAUUUUGGUGUUAGCUAAGGUUUUCUGUUGCUGUAUUUGAGGAUUUGUCAGGUUUAGCAUAGAAUCUGUUCUCAACAUGUAAAAAUGCUGCAUGUUCUCAUGACACUGGAGACAAUCUGCUACUGCACAACUACCAGUAUCUACCUCAGACUGGGACAUGUUUCCUGUGGACUUUGCACUGCCGGUUAUUUGCACUAUUUUAAUGUCAUAAUGACCAUCUUCCAAAGGAAAUUGCUCCUGAAUGUCUGCCUACCUCGACAGGUGAAUGUUUUGUUAGUUCCUUGCCAUUUUUCCUGUAGUCUUGUUAAAGGUUUGUACAGUGCUGAGCUGAGGUGGAAGGUCGUCUCAGAGGUUUAAGUAUCAAAAGAAUGUCAUGGAGUUAACAGGGUAUGUAAUAAAAUGCUGUUUAUUUUAACUGUGCUGCACAGCUCUUUUUAUGGUGUGUAUGUACAUUGGUGCAUGUUGGAUUCUAUUUUAUCAUUAACACAAAUCAGCCACAACAUUAAAACCAGUUACCUGUUUUAAUGCUGUGGCUGAUCGGUCUAUAGUGUUUUUUCUUCACACCCUCCUAUAAGAAAAACAGAUCCUCAAGCUGAUAAUUAGUCAGUGGAUGAAGUAGAAAGACGGAAAGAUUGUUCCAGGCAGCAACAGCAGCAGGGCUCAGGUCUCAAAUCCUCCCAGAAUGAUAGAUUGUUUUACCACACAAGGUAAAACAAGCUAUCAUACCAUCAUAAACAAGGAAACCAUCUUUGAUCCACAGUCCAUGGUAUUUGCAUUGGAGUUUCCAGUACACUCACACACACACACACACACACAGCUGAUUUACAUCAACAGUCCAGCAGCCGUCAGCCUCCUGCUGCUUCCACUGCUGUGGCCACUAUCCCUUUAUCAGCUGCCUACGCAUGCCUGCACUCCCUCACUGUCCUCGCUCCUCUGCUCCCUGAUCACUCCUCACCUAGAGGAUGGGAGGAAGGGACACCACUUUGCCCCCAUCCCCCAAACACACACACACACA